AUGUCGUCUGUCUCAUGGAUGGCCGAAAAGUCUACAAACGAAUUGAUUCCAUUGCUGAAAAAUGCUUUCAAUGUGUUGAAAGAUAAGGAGAAAGAUUUAAUACUGGCCGCCGAAAUUGGAAAGUCGCUGCUAGAAAAUAACAUCAAACUCAAGACAAGCUACGAGGAACUUCUCCAGCAAACUCGAUCACAAGCCAAUCAUUGGCCACCGUCAGUGACACCAGCGACAUCGUUUGAAGUACAAAGUCAUGAUUCUGGAAUCGACGGAAGCGAUGGAGAAGAGGAAUUUGGCGACGGACAAAACACGAUGCGGUUUAUCCCGUCGCGUGGGACUCGCGAGGCAAUGAUUGAAGUACUUGAACAGAAAAACGCGGAGCUGACAAGAAAGUUGGAAGCAACGCUGGAGGAGCAGCAAUCCAUGACCAAAACGGAUGAAAAGGAAGCACGAAAACUAGAAACGGAGAUAUUCACCCUACAGAGUCACCUGGAAAUUGCAUCUGCGAGAAUUCAGGAGUUAGAAGAGAUCAACGCAAGGCAGCAACGUGACAAAUCCUUACACAUUCCAUCGGCUCGUCUAUCUGCAGAAGAUGAACUAUGUGUUAUCGAAGACCUUUACGCCAAAAUUGACCAACUUGAAGUUGAAAAAGCCGCAGCACAGCGAUCGAAACACGAGGUCGAAGAUAAACUGGCCACCACGUUGAAGGAUUUACGUCUUUUGAAGGAACAAUUUGAGCAAUGCCAAUUUACACAAGCUGAUUUUGAAAACUUGCAAGCCGCGUAUGAUCGCCAAUUUCGUCACAUCGCCGAGCUGAAUGAAAGUUUGGAGGAACACCGUACCAUUUUACAGAAAUUAAGAGAUCGCGGUGUCAAUAUUUCCUCCACAAACACCACGCCGGCACCGAGUUGCCAUGGUAGCGAAACAAACUUUGUAUUCCGACACAGUUUGUUAAGCGAACUAGAAAACGAAUGGCACAAGCGCAACACAACUACCACCCCUUUGGCGACGCCACGGUUGUCCAAGAAACGGUCAUUCGCGAAUUUAGCCGCAUUUCGGCCAUUGCGUGAUAUUUCAGAAUUUACAGAACAAUCUCUUGCAGCAUUCUACAACGUGCCCAACGAUUUAUCCCUCGAUAACUUGAUAUCGAAAACCACGGGCAUUGAUCCACAUCUGUUGGAGGAAGCGUUAUCGUUCAUUAAUCGCAUCGAAAAUGAAGACUUUCAAGGGGAGAUUGGUUGUGAUUCUCAAAAACCAAGUACAAGUGACGAUAUCUAUGCCUGUGACUUUUUUGACACCUCGUUCCCUUCUGAAGGACUAUAUCCGAACAUUCACUUGCCUGUAGAAUGCAUGAUGCAGCAACCAAAUACCUUCAUCGACAGUAUCCGUUGCAUGAUUCGUAAACUCUUUGGCGCAGUAAUGCGAUGGUGCCGGUUUUCCAUCGUUUUGACUGUAGCCGCUAUGAUUAGCUUCUGGGACGGACCUGACAACUUGCUAAUCCAGAACUGA
Molecule: messenger RNA, 1503 nt
Organism: Radiomyces spectabilis
Lineage: Eukaryota; Fungi; Mucoromycota; Mucoromycetes; Mucorales; Radiomycetaceae
Exons: 2
Coding region: 1-1503 (500 amino acids)
Source: RefSeq, a predicted model, not a curated record